AUGAAUACUGGGGCUAGUAGUUACCCAAUGGCUUCCUUGUAUGUGGGCGACCUGCAUCCUGAUGUUACUGAAGCAAUGUUGUAUGAGAAGUUUAGCCCUGCUGGUCCCGUGCUCUCCAUCCGUGUUUGCAAGGAUAUGAUCACAUGAAGGUCUUUGGGAUAUGCUUAUGUCAAUUUCCAGCAACCUGUUGAUGCUGAAUGUGCUCUAGACACCAUGAACUUUGAUGUUAUCAAAGGCAAGCCAAUACGUAUCAUGUGGUCACAGCGAGAUCCUUCACUUAGAAAAUCUAGGGUUGGUAAUGUAUUCAUCAAGAACUUGGAUAAGUCCAUUGAUAAUAAGGCUCUUUAUGACACUUUCUCUGCAUUUGGCAACAUUUUGUCUUGUAAGGUAGAGUGUGAUGAAAAUGGGUCCAAAGGCUAUGCCUUUGUUCAUUUUGAGACACAGGAUGCUGCUGACAGAGUCAUUGAGAAGCUGAACGGCAUGCUUCUGAAUGACCGCAAGGUAUUUGUUGGACAUUUUAAAUCCCGCAAGGAAAGGGAAACAGAACUUGGAGCUAAAGCAAAGGAAUUUACCAAUGUUUACAUCAAGAACUUUGGAGAAGACAUGGAUGAUGAAUGCCUGAAGGAGAUAUUCAGGAAAUAUGGCAAAACCCUAAGUGUGAAAGUAAUGACUGACCAGAAUGGGAGGUCAAAAAGCUUUGGAUUUGUAAGCUUUGAAAAACAUGAUGAUGCCAGCAAGGCAGUAGAGGAAAUGCAUGGAGGUGAGAUCAAUGGGAAAGUUAUGUCUGUAGGCCGAGCUCAGAAGAAAAUGGAGCAGCAAGCAGUAAAGAGGUGGUUUGAGCAACUGAAACAAGAAAGGAUUAGUAGAUACCAGGGUGUGAAGCUUUACAUCAAGAAUCUAGAUGACACAAUUGAUGAUGAAAAACUAAGGAAGGAAUUCACACCAUUUGGAUCCAUUACCAGUGCCAAGGUCAUGCUGGAAGAUGGCCGUAGCAAAGGAUUUGGGUUUGUUUGCUUCUCAUCUCCUGAAGAGGCAACAAAAGCUGUGACAGAGAUGAAUGGACUUAUUGUUGGAUCGAAACCACUGUAUGUGGCACUUGCCCAGAGGAAGGAAGAGCAGAAGGCUCACUUAACAAACCAGUAUAAGCAGCGCAUUGCAGGGAUGAGAGCAUUACCUGCCAGCACCCUUAUUAACCGAUUCCAAACAGCUGCAAGAGGAUACUUCAUGCCAGCUGUCCCCCAGGCCCAGAGUAGAGCUGCAUACUAUGCAUCUAACCAGAUGCCCCAAAUGAGGCCUAACCCACGCUGGCAACAAGAAAGAAGACCUCAAGGUGGAUUGCAGACUAUACCAAAUGCAGUAAAAAUAACAGGAAUGCUCUUAGAAAUUGACAACACUGAGCUGCUGCAUAUGUUGGAGUCACCAGAAUCCCUCAGAUCAAAGAUUGAAGAAGCUGUUGCAGUACUACAAGCUCAUCAGGCUAAGAAGGAGGCAGCCCAUAAAGUUGGUAGUGUUGCAGCUGCUUCCUGA
Messenger RNA from Protopterus annectens (West African lungfish), 1527 nucleotides. RefSeq names its product polyadenylate-binding protein 4-like. The record is from RefSeq and is a predicted model, not a curated record. Gene Ontology annotation, molecular function: mRNA 3'-UTR binding; poly(U) RNA binding; poly(A) binding. NCBI's taxonomy places the organism in Eukaryota, Metazoa, Chordata, Ceratodontiformes, Protopteridae. Gene Ontology annotation, cellular component: ribonucleoprotein complex; cytosol; nucleus.